Hydra vulgaris (swiftwater hydra) is the source of this 630-nucleotide messenger RNA. The record is from RefSeq and is a predicted model, not a curated record. Lineage: Eukaryota; Metazoa; Cnidaria; Hydrozoa; Anthoathecata; Hydridae.
AUGGGAGUAAGUGGUACACUAAAAACAUUGUCUAAAUCGGAAAAACAAAUUAUUGAAAGCUAUGGAAUUAAAAUGUUUACCUAUAUUCCGUCAAUUUUCGGAGAAAACAAACGUAGUUUUGCUAAAGAAGCCGAUGUAUUUAUAGAAAAUAACGAUGACUAUUUUGCAAAGCUUAACGAACAAAUUGAAUAUUCUUCUAUGACUCAAAAAGAUUUUAGACGCCCUGUUUUAGUAUUCUUUAAUACAAUAACAUCUCUUAUGGAGUUUUAUAAUUCAAAUAAAAUAACUUUAAGUAAAGAAAACAUACAAAUUUUAACAGAAGAGGUCUCCGAAUCACCAAAAGAAAAAGAAAUGAUAAUCAAGCGAGCAACUGUUUUGGGACAAAUUACCUUUCUAACACGAGCUUUUGGACGUGGUACAGAUUUUGUAUGCAGAGAUAAAAAUGUUAUUGCUAACGGUGGUGUACAUGUUAUACAGACCUUUUUUUCAGAAGAGUUGAGCGAAGAAGUUCAAAUUCAAGGCCGAACAGCUCGUCAAGUUAAAGUUGUAAAUGAAUUUAUAUACAGCUUCAUAUAUGUCACUGCAAUUUGUCUUCUGCACUCUUUCAUUGAAAUGGAACGUCUUCCAUGA